UCGGUCAGAGGUCAAGUUUACUGAAAAUCCAGAAGGAGGUCAUGUAGGUUUUCAGCCCUGCCGCAGGUGUUUUUUCUCAGGAAGGAGAUCACUCAGGCUUCUCAUACUGAUAGCUGCAUCCCGUCCUCUCUUCCUCACUCCGCUGCAGCAGGUGCCAGAAGCUGCCGAGAUGAAGACGAUCCCUCAGAGACAGAAGGAUGACUACAUUCCUUAUCCGAGGAUCGAGGAGGUGUUGGAGAGGGGGGGGCCGUAUCCUCAGGUGAUCCUGCCUGAGUUUGGAGGUUACUGGAUCGAGGAUCCUGAGGCUCCUCCUCCCUCUGUAGAGGGCAGAGGGCAGGAGGAGGUGGGGGAGGAGGAAGGAGGACAAGAGGAAGGCAUCCCCCCAGGGGAUUAUGGGUACCGGCUGGAUGAGUUCAAUGAGGCUGCGCGGGCGUACAGGAAGCACUUCUUGGGCAGGGAGCAUUUAAACUUCUCGUGCCCGGCCAGCAGCGUGGGAAAUCUGCUGCUGUCUGUGAGACACGAGACGGAGAAGGAGCACGAGUACCUCCACGUUAUCAUCAGAUCUCGGAUGAAAAGCAUCUACCACAGAUUAUCUCUGGCAGAGCUGCCGGACAUCCCCAGCGUACCGGAGCUGGCCAAGUUGCUGUGCGAUGAAGCGGCAGGUUUAAGAUUCAGUCCAAUCCUCUACCCAAAGGCGUCUCAGCUAAUAGUGAACUAUGAUGAGCACGAGGUGAACAACACCUUCAAGUUUGGAGUCAUUUACCAGAGAUUUGGACAGGUAUCUGAGGAAGAGCUGUUCAGGAAUAACGAAGAGACACCAGCGUUCACAGAGUUCCUGCAGCUGCUGGGAGACACGGUCGACCUGCAGGACUUCAAAGGGUUUCGGGGGGGUCUGGACGUGUCUCAUGGUCAGACGGGGUCUCAGUCUGUCUACACGGUCCACCGAGAGCAGGAGAUCAUGUUCCACGUGUCCACCAAACUGCCCUUCACCGAGGGAGACGCCCAGCAGCUGCAGAGGAAACGACACAUAGGAAAUGACAUCGUGGCGGUGGUUUUUCAAGAAGAGGCCACGCCCUUUGUCCCAGACAUGAUUGCCUCUAACUUCCUCCACGCCUUCAUCCUGGUGCAGGUGGAGGAGCUGUGCUCCAAGAACACCUCCUACAAGGUUUCCGUCACAGCACGAGAGGACGUACCGCCGUUUGGCCCGCCCCUCCCAAACCCAGCUGUCUUUAAAAAGGGUCCAGAGUUCAGAGAGUUUCUUCUCACCAAACUCAUUAACGCAGAGCUGGCGUGCUACAAGAGCGACCGCUUCGCCCGACUGGAGGAGCGAACCCGCGCCGCCCUGCUGGACAGCCUCCACGACGAGCUGCAGGCACGCUCCCAGAGCAUGCUGGGAUUAACAUGCAGUCUGGAGGAGGAGGGGCGAGGUGAGAACGGACACGCCCACGGAGGACUGCUGGAGUCCAUCAAAAGGGCGAUGCGAGGGCGGAGCGUCUCCAUGGAGACCAUGUCGAGGGGCGGGGCGGGGCUCCCCACCAGUCUGAGUGGGGGGGGUCUGGCACACCUGAAUGUAGAGUGUAACGUGAAGUCUCCCGUGAAGCGGCGCUCGGGACUUUUUCCUCGCCUGCUGAGCGUCGACAGUCAGACGGAGAAGCACAGCCAGAGGAGCCUCUUCAGCGAGCAGAGGAGCUUCGACGGCUGCCACCCGACGCUGGAGGUGAGGCCGGAGCUGCCGUCCAAUCCCAGCUCUCCAGAGGCGGGGCAGCGGGACAGGAUUCACGUGAAGAAGGAGAGCAGUAAGAUUUCCAGGUCGACAUCCAGCACCUGCAGCUUCAGCAUCCCAGCUGACGACACACACCUGGUGAGACAGGCUGCGAUGGUGGGGGGUCAGAGUUCGGCGCCGCUCAUCGUCUGUCGCAGCCCCACAGAGACGAAAAAUAAAAACUCGCCCAGAUCCAACCUCAAGUUUCGCUUCGACAAGCUGAGCCACUCGGCGGCACAGGGACACUGAGCUGUGAGGACGCCGCUGACAGAGAAACAUCACAGAGGUUCGGAGGAGGAGGGGGAGGAGCUUCAUCUGAUGGACUGUCUCACACACACACACACACUCGUAGUCGUCUUUCUGUCUUUGUGAGGACCCUGAAUGCAGCUCUCUCCUGUUGUUGUUCCUCACCAUCGUCUCAUCUUCUGUAAAAACCAUAAAAUCAUUUUGAAGAACACGUUUUCUGUUAUUAUGAGCAUGAAUCCAUUCUCUCUCUCGUGUGUGUGUGACACUGAACACUUAAUUUCAUUUUUAGUCGCUUUACAGCAAAAUCCUGAACAGAACUUUCAUUGUUUGAUUCCUGUGAUUCAUUUAAUGUAAUAAAUGAAAGAGGAGGCUCACUCCUUCACUGUGUGAGCAGCAGGGGAGGAAACAGGAAAGAGCUUUCCUGAGCAGGAGGGUGUCCGUUUUCCCAUCCAGCUGUCUGCUAUGGGUCCGUGGAGCAGCAGUGAAUGCUCAGCUCUCUCUUCAGCCACCUCCUCCAGCUCUUCUAGGAGGACACCGAGGUGUUACCGAGCCAGCUGAGAGACUUUCUCUCUCUGGGUUUUUAUGGGGUCUGCCUCGGGCUCUCCUCUCGGUUGGAAAUGCCUGAAGGACCUCCCACAGGAGGCAUGACCAUGGAAAGCACCCAGAUUUCUGCUAGCAAGGCUCCUCAAACUGAUGCUCAGUCUAGAACUGCUUCCAAGCUUUUCGACCAAACUGAGACUGAUGCCGGCGGCAAAGAGCUGCCACCACAGCUAUCGACAGGGCAACCACAAGAAAUCACCAGUGAUCUGGUCCACAGAUCCUGAUACAGUGUUUUUCCCUGGGACUCACUCCAAACUCCUGCUUUCAACCCUGUUCAAUAACUGGUCCUCAGACCUGGCUUUUCCUCUCACCGGCACUGUGCUGUUCUUAGAGACAUGGUUGGUUCCUCCACAGGUUCCUGGUCCUUGAGGAGAGUUCCUGUGGUGGAAAUGUGGCUUUUAUGAUCAAAAAAUCAUCACUGUGCUGGGUUCUCACCAAAAUGUGUCCACACAAACACACAAAGACAAGAGCGCACACACAGGUUAGCAAGGGAACACCUGCUCAGAGGGAAUCACCUGAGCUCCACCAACCAGGUUCACAUAAAGAUCUGAGGUCACCUCAUGCUGUUUGAGUCAGUUUUCAAUAGUUUGAUUUUGAUUUUGAUUUUUUGUCUGAUUGAGCUCCAUAAUUGUGUUUCAGAUUUGUGUUCUGUGAAUAUCAGAGGCUGCAGCUGGCAGAUGUUUUCACUGUGAUUUUAUUAAACUGUAUUUAUUCAAUUAAAUGUCUGAAAAUAGAGAAAAAGAAUCAACUAACGGGGGAAACAGGUUUGUCCCACUUUAAGAGAGUUUUCUCCUGAUUGGCUGCUCGUCACAAACAGAUCUGUUGGGGGCAGGGGGGUUGUGCCGUAUAAGGGCAUCCUCUCUCUGUGACAUCAUGCAGCUCCAGAAGCAGAAAAACAGUGAUGAACUGCAUGUUUUGAGCUUCAGGCUUACAGGGAUCAUUGAACAUAUGCUGAGCUCAUCAUUAGAACCUUUGUUUGAUAUGAACGCCCACGCUGGAACAGGGGAUCCAUGACAGGAAGCAAUGAGGAAGAGAAGGGUCCAUUUUGACUUUCAGAGCUGGUUCGUCUGUCCAUGUGCUCGACUUUCAAACUCUGUGGUUUUUAAAGUUCAUGCACCUGAUAAAGAAUCGUCCUUUUACUGAGGAACAGAAGAUUAAAGCCACAGUGGUGCAGCGUGUGGAGGUUCCUGCUGCAGAGAUCACUGAACGCCCACCAGGUAAACUCUGUGUCCUUCAGAGGGAUGCAGGUGCUUCCUCCCUCUCCUGAACACAGGCAGAGUUUAACCUUCUGAGAUCAGACAGAAAGCAUCCACCCAACAACUGCAGGGCAGCCCUCAGAGAGAUGGAGUUGCUGGAGGUGUUUGGAUCAGGACUGAUGGACAUUUGCACUAACCUGUCUGUGUUCACGCCCUCCACCAGAAGCACAUCUGAGUUCAAGUUUUCAAAAUAAAAGUUCUGCUUUUCUGGAAAAUGGUGUCACUGUGUGUGUCUGAUAUAAAGUAUUUGUUUCAUUGAUGUGAUCCUGUGUGUGUGUGUGUGUGUGUGUGUGUGUGUGUGUGCGCGCGCGCGCGUGUUCUGUAAAACUGAACAUUUGGAGAAAAACACAAAUUUGAUGUCGGCACAUGAAUGAAGCUUCUUUCCGUCGUGAUUCGAUUUUUCAGCCGAACACUAAAAUCAAUAAACCUGAUUUAUUUUUAGUCUCCGCAUUAAUUUUUUUCUACACAAAUUGAACACAAAAAUAAUCCCAAAGUUUUUCACAUACACUGAAACCAGCUGUGCUACCUGUUACGUUGCAUUCAUGCGCAGUUGGAGAUUCAGAGCCAGAGGUUAAAGUUCAGAGGAGACACCAAAAAGUAUUGAAAUUGUUUCUAUUUUCUUCUUUGUUCUUUUUGGAUUAGUUAAAUAAUUUAUUAUUUUUCUUCUUUGUA
This is a messenger RNA of Archocentrus centrarchus (flier cichlid), 4536 nucleotides long. RefSeq names its product rap1 GTPase-activating protein 2-like. Lineage: Eukaryota; Metazoa; Chordata; Actinopteri; Cichliformes; Cichlidae. The coding region runs from base 170 to 2011 and encodes 613 amino acids. The record is from RefSeq and is a predicted model, not a curated record. Gene Ontology annotation, molecular function: GTPase activator activity. Gene Ontology annotation, biological process: regulation of small GTPase mediated signal transduction. The transcript has 21 exons. Gene Ontology annotation, cellular component: plasma membrane; cytoplasm.